AAUGGUGGAUGUACAGUUUUCUCUGCGGGUUCUAAGGAACAACUCAUCAUUUCCAGAUAAGAGACAGACAAGCGUUAUCAUGGGAGAUAAGUGUAUGCUAAGACAUACAGCCUGUACUGAACUGUGCUAUCACAGCUGUUGCCAAACGAAUGAACAAACACCGUCCCAGAAAACGUCACUUUCUGACGUUCAUGUAAAUUGCUCCUAGUUCAAGAUAUCUUUGCCCUGGCCUUGAUUCGUGCCCCACUUCUUGUGCAGUUUGACCUACAUUUAUGGGAAGCUUUUGGGUGAUCCAGGGCUUUAAUAUCAGUGUGAAAUAACACAGUGGACAAUGUCGGCACCUGCUGUAUUGAAACCCAGGGAUUUUAAACCUGGUGUCCCUGACUGGUCAACACUACACCAGCCUUCAGGAGACCUCUUCCCACCCGUUAAGGAUAAAGCAGAAUGGAGCAGCUACAAGUUAACACCAGAGCAGGUUAGCCAGUAUUGGCGAGAUGGAUUCCUUCUCAAUGUUCCUGUUCUUACAGAAGAUCAGUGUGACAAAAUUCUUCAGGAUUUCAAGUAUUUUAUGGAUCCCAAUCAGCACCAUCCUGGCCAUGCCAUGUUGUAUGAAUACCACUCCAACCAGAGUUCCGACCCUAACAAUGUGUUGAUUCAUACCUUGGGACACUGGAGACUCACCAGUUACCUACAUGACCUGCUGUUCCUGCCCCAAGUUGUGGUCCCAGCCUCACAACUUAUUGAUGAAAGUCACCCUGAUGCAGCAGUCAGAUUUUGGCAUGACCAGCUGUUCCUGAAGCCAGCCAAGCAUGGGGGUGUGGUGGCAUGGCAUCAAGACUAUUCCUACUGGACAAGAACUACCCCUAUGAAGCAUUUGACAGUUCAUAUUGCCCUCGAUGAACAGACGGAAGAAAAUGGCUGUCUCCAGUACAUACCUGGAUCCCACAGGUGGACCAGAGACGGAGGCCCUCUUCCUGUCUUGGACUUUAAUUUCAAGGAUAUGGAAGGUAUUAAGACAAUUCUGGCAGAGGAGGAGAAGGCAGCCUUCAAGCCUGUGCCCAGUCUACUGAAGAAAGGCCACGCCAGCUUUCACCAUGCCCUCUCAGUGCAUGGCUCUUAUGGAAACAGGUCCGACGGUCCAAGACGUGCAGCAGUAUUAAACUAUUUUGCUGACGGUGUGCUUAGCAACACUGAUGACUUCAUGAUCAGAGCAACAAGUGGGACAGAUACUGAUGAAAAUAUUGUUGAGGAACUCCUGAAUGAGGGGAAAAUUCCAAAGGGCAACAAGAUGGAAGGGCAGUUCUUCCCCCUGGUAUAUGACCCAGCCUGGGGAGCAUGAGAUACAACUAACAAUGAUAGAACAAUAUGAUAGCAUUAGGAAAAACAAAAUUAUAACUGAAAUUAAAAUGCAGCAUUCAUUCAUUUAUUCAUUCAGAACUGCUUUGGGGGUUAGUUGAUAUUCAGAGCUGACGCGGACCAGCUCCUACAUUUACAAAUUACCAUAGAAA
Messenger RNA from Lingula anatina, 1508 nucleotides. RefSeq names its product phytanoyl-CoA dioxygenase domain-containing protein 1 homolog. The record is from RefSeq and is a predicted model, not a curated record. NCBI's taxonomy places the organism in Eukaryota, Metazoa, Brachiopoda, Lingulata, Lingulida, Lingulidae.